Salarias fasciatus (jewelled blenny) is the source of this 2253-nucleotide messenger RNA. RefSeq names its product SIM bHLH transcription factor 1a (gene sim1a). NCBI's taxonomy places the organism in Eukaryota, Metazoa, Chordata, Actinopteri, Blenniiformes, Blenniidae. Bases 1 to 2253 code for a protein of 750 amino acids. Gene Ontology annotation, molecular function: protein dimerization activity; DNA-binding transcription factor activity, RNA polymerase II-specific; RNA polymerase II transcription regulatory region sequence-specific DNA binding. Gene Ontology annotation, biological process: regulation of transcription by RNA polymerase II. The transcript has 11 exons. The record is from RefSeq and is a predicted model, not a curated record.
AUGAAGGAGAAGUCUAAGAACGCGGCCCGGACGCGGCGGGAGAAGGAGAACAGCGAGUUCUACGAGCUGGCCAAGCUGCUGCCGCUGCCCUCCGCCAUCACCUCCCAGCUGGACAAGGCGUCCAUCAUCCGGCUGACCACCAGCUACCUGAAGAUGAGGCUGGUCUUCCCCGAAGGCCUCGGGGAGUCCUGGGGUCAUGUGAGUCGCAGCUCUCUGGAUGGAGUCAGUCAGGAGUUGGGCUCUCACCUCCUCCAGACGUUAGACGGCUUCAUUUUCGUGGUGGCUCCAGAUGGGAAGAUCAUGUACAUCUCAGAGACGGCCUCGGUCCACCUGGGCCUGUCGCAGGUAGAGUUGACGGGAAACAGCAUCUACGAGUACAUCCACCCGGCCGACCACGACGAGAUGACGGCCGUGCUCACGGCUCACCAGCCGUACCACUCCCACUUCGUCCAAGAGUACGAGAUGGAGCGCUCCUUUUUCCUGAGGAUGAAGUGCGUCCUGGCUAAGAGGAACGCCGGUCUGACCUGUGGAGGCUACAAGGUGAUCCACUGCAGCGGCUACCUGAAGAUCCGGCAGUACAGCCUGGACAUGUCUCCUUUCGACGGCUGCUACCAGAACGUGGGGCUGGUGGCGGUGGGCCACUCCCUGCCGCCCAGCGCCGUCACCGAGAUCAAGCUGCACAGCAACAUGUUCAUGUUCAGAGCCAGUCUGGACAUGAAGCUCAUCUUCCUCGACUCACGAGUGGCAGAGCUGACAGGUUACGAGCCUCAGGAUCUGAUAGAGAAGACUCUCUAUCAUCACGUCCACAGCUGUGACUCCUUCCACCUGCGCUGCGCUCAUCACUUGUUGCUGGUGAAGGGUCAGGUCACCACCAAGUACUACCGCUUCCUGACCAAACACGGCGGCUGGGUCUGGGUUCAGAGCUACGCCACCAUCGUACACAACAGCCGCUCGUCUCGGCCUCACUGCAUCGUCAGCGUCAACUACGUCCUCACGGACACAGAAUACAAAGGCCUGCAGCUGUCCCUGGACCAGGCCACGUCCAAGUCCUCCUUCCCCUACAGCAGCAGCAGCAGCCUGGCGGACAACUGCAAGACCCCCAAGAGCAGGAUACCCCGGCCCAAGACCAAAGCCAGACUGUCCCCGUACACCCAGUAUUCCAGCUUCCAGCCCGAGCGCUCGGAGUCGGAGCAGGGCAGUCCGUGGGGCAGCAGCCCCCUCACCGACUCCGCCUCCCCCCAGCUGCUGGAGCACGGCGACGGCCCGGACGCCUCCUGUGGCUACAGGCAGCUCCCAGACUCCCGCUCGCUCUGCUACAGCCUGGCGGAGGAGCAGCACCACGCCGCCGCCGACGGCCACGCCCACGGCCAGGGGCAGAGCUGCGAGCGGGGGCGGUGCGAGGCCGGCCGGUACUUCCUCGGAGCGCCUCCGCCCGGCAGAGAGGCGUGGUGGGGCGCCGCCCGCUCCAUCCUGCCCCUGAGCAAGAGCUCCCUGGAGAACCAUGAGGGAUACGAGGGCAUCGUGCCUCACAUCACCGCCAUCCACAGCUACCACGGGCGGAGCCACUGGGACGAGGACAGCGUGGUCAGCUCUCCAGACGGCGGCUCGGCCAGCGACUCGGGGGACCGGUACCGGGCCGACCACUACCGCUGCAGCCCGCAGGAGCCCAGCAAGAUCGAGACGCUGAUCCGAGCCACGCAGCAGAUGAUCAAAGAGGAGGAGAGCCGGCUGCAGCUCCGCAGAGGCCCUCAGGACGGCCCGCUGGGGCCCGCCAACGGCCUGCCCAAGGGCCACGGGCCCUGCUUCACCGCAGAUUACACUCAAGGACCCCUGCCCAUGCACACUGUGGUGUGUCGAGGUUUGAGUCAGGUGAUCAGCCCGGCGCCGAGCCCCGCCCCCUUGUCCCGGCUCAGCAGUCCGGGUUCUGAGCGGGCCCACAAGCCCAAAGACUACCUCCAGACGGACCUGUCCCCCAUCUCUUUGCAGCUGCACCACCCGCUGGGCCGGCCGGGGCCCUGCUCGGCCUCCCCGACCCCGGCCCCGGCCCUCUACCCCUCUCACCCCCACCCGCGGCCCUACUUGGACAAGCACGCGGCGUACUCCCUGACGGGCUACGCCCUGGAGCACCUCUGUGACCCGGAGAGCCUGCGAGGCUACAACACAGGCCCCGCCCCCUACGACCACUUCCGCCUGCAGCCCGAGCAGACCCCCACACACAAAGGCACCUCGGUCAUUAUCUCCAACGGGAGCUAA